This is a messenger RNA of Trichoderma atroviride IMI 206040, 2088 nucleotides long. RefSeq lists its product as uncharacterized. Gene Ontology annotation, biological process: proteolysis; peptide metabolic process. The record is from RefSeq and is a predicted model, not a curated record. Gene Ontology annotation, cellular component: mitochondrial intermembrane space. Gene Ontology annotation, molecular function: metalloendopeptidase activity. Lineage: Eukaryota; Fungi; Ascomycota; Sordariomycetes; Hypocreales; Hypocreaceae.
AUGAUUCAGCCCUCCCUCAGUUUUUCCGCCACACCUGCUUCCAUCACAGCAGAUGCCGAGCGGUUAGUAAGACAAUCAAGGCAUCAAAGAGAUGAAUUGGUUCGAAAUAUCGCACCAGAGCAAGCAACCUUUGCCAAGGUGAUGCUUCCUCUUGCGCAAAUGCAGAAUGAUUUCGCCAUCGAGGCCAAUGUACUUUGCUUUUAUCGACACGUUUCUGCAAAUGCCGACAUCCGCACAGCGUCGGCGAAAGCGCAGACCCUCUUUGACAGGUUUCAUACUGAAUGCUGGAUGAGAGAGGACAUUUUUAAACUUGUCGAUGCUAUAUAUCAUAAUCAUAAUACCGAGGAAAUCACGAAAGAGUCGUCCUUGUUUUUGGAGACGGUUUAUGACAAAUUUGCUCAGUCGGGCUUGGGAAUACGGGAUACUGUGUCCAGAGAACAGUUCAAGGAAAUCAAAGGCCGUCUCAGCCAGAUCCAUGCAGAAUUCCGCGAGAAUCUUGGCUGUCAGACAGAUGAAGUAUUCUUUACAUUGGCUGAGCUGGAUGGUGUUCCUGAAUCUAUCGUCAAGCAGCUUGAAAUCAACUCCAGCAACAAGCUUCGGAUAGAUUUGUCUAAUCCUGUGCACAGGGGCAUUCUCUCGUCCGCUGAAAAGGGCGAGACGCGGAAAAAGCUGUACUUUGCUAUCCAAAACAGAUGCAAGGGAAAUGCACCCCUCGUUCAAGAAGCUGUACGACUCAGGUAUGAAAUGGCAAAGAUGCUGGGAUUUGCCAACUAUGCCGCUUUUCAACUACAGUCAAGGAUGGCCAAGACUCCGGACCGCGUAAAUGAGUUCCUGGCAGAUUUGCGAUCUAAGCUGACACCCUAUGGAGUCGCAUCAUUACGGAUAUUGCAAGAUUUCAAGAAGAGUGAUGUGAAGAAUGAUGGGAAUGGCGAGUUCUUCCUUUGGGAUGAUGACUUUUACCGCAAUCGAAUGUUGAAGUCCCGGAUAUCUAUUGACAGAACACGAAUCAAGGAAUAUUUCCCUUUACAGACUACGACAACAGCCCUCUUGAAUCUUUUGGCCCAACUGUUUGGCCUAUUGUUCGAUGAGAUCAAGGCUACCGACAGCAUGGUAUGGCACACAGAUGUCCAGAUGUUUGCAGUUCAUGACGAUGAAACUCAUGGGGGUGGAUUCCUUGGUUACUUGUAUCUUGACCUCUUUCGCCGAGAUGGCAAGUAUCCAGGGGCAUCAUGCUUCAAUUUACAACCUGGGUUUAUACGAAUAGAUGGAAAACGCCAUUACCCGUCGACUGCAUUACUGUGCGCGUUUUCUAAACCGACACCGAGCAAACCAACUUUGCUGAGCCAUUUUCAGGUAGUAACAAUGCUUCAUGAACUGGGCCAUGGCAUUCACGACCUGGUGUCCAAGACUCAGCACUCACAUUUCCACGGGCCAGAAGGCGUGCCAGUUGACUUUGGCGAGAUGCCAAGCCAGAUGCUCGAGUAUUGGUGCUGGACACCGUCCCAGAUCAAGUCUCUCAGCUCCCAUUACUCAUACAUCAACCCAGAGAUGCUUGCUUUGUGGAAGCAACAAAAUAAAGGCAAGAUACAGCCUGAGCUCCAAAUGCCAGACGAGCUUAUUGAGGCACUGAUAAAGGCUAGCCGGGUCUCAUUUGGACCGCUAUCCCAACUUGAUCAGCUUCAUCGCGCCUAUUUUGACAUGACCAUACAUCAGCUCUGUAGUGAUGAAGAGGUGGAAUCCGUGGAUCUUACGAUGUUAUGGAACAAAUCGCGGAAAGAAAUAGGACUUAUUGAUGGACAAGAGGUUUUUGAUGGGCAUUACGCACAGGGUCAUGACUACACUACAUUCCCACACCUGAUGAUAAAUGAUUAUACUGCUGGCUAUUACGCCUAUCUUUACUCCAAGGUGUACGCUGCGGAUUUAUUUUACAGUGAAUUCCAGAACCAUACUCUGGACACUGAGAGAGUGCAGCGUUAUCGCAAAUGCGUACUUGAAAGUGGUGGAAGUAGAGAUGGCUUCCAGAAUCUAGUCGACUUCCUAGGCCGUGAGCCAUCAGCAGAUGCAUUUUACAAUAGUUUGCUAGAUUAG